This is a messenger RNA of Drosophila elegans, 2136 nucleotides long. RefSeq lists its product as uncharacterized. The transcript has 5 exons. The record is from RefSeq and is a predicted model, not a curated record. Lineage: Eukaryota; Metazoa; Arthropoda; Insecta; Diptera; Drosophilidae. The coding region runs from base 151 to 1971 and encodes 606 amino acids.
AAGAGUGGUGAUUAAUAAUCAAACAGACGCUGUUCAUUAAAUUCAAAGCAUCGGAACAGACAAGAAGCUGCCCUCUAAUCAGCAAAACUAAAAAACAACUAUUUGGAGGUAAACAUUGUUCUCAUUUCUAAUAGUUUACCAGAAUCAGCCAUGAAAUGCGGACUGUUUUUGCUUUUGGCUUCGGUGAUUGCCUUUCAAAAUCUCGCGGUUACAAAUGCCAACCCAAAUAGUCUGCCAGAGGAAGUAAAGACAAAUCCAUAUUUAAAAGAAAUCUAUAAUCAAGUUGAAAGGGUUGGGCGACUGCAAUGGUUCAAGGUGGACCGAUUUUUAGUUACCGAUUACUUAAGCAAAAAUGGCGGAGACCAAUUGUUAAACAUCAAACAAAAAAUUAGUUGGAUCUCAAUGCAAUACGACAUUGCAAUGAAUAUGGCAAGGGACUUUAAUAACUACGACCUACAGUAUUUUGCUAAUAUCCACGUUACGAAGCGAAAUUAUGGUAAUCUUAAGGUUAUGGACGAGCUUCACCUCAAACUGUUCGGAAAUGAGGAUUUGAUUGGUAAACUGGCCAGCGGCAACCAGCUGUUACAAGAGUAUACUUGCCGAUUGCAACAAUCUCCCCAGCAAUUUCUUUACUCGCUGUAUGUGGACUACAUCCACAUCGAACUGAAAGCCCAUUUGUUGAUGGAAUGGUCCUGGAUGUUUCUCAGGAAGUUUGGACAGGGAGGAUCCAUCGAGGAUGAAAGCAGAUUCCGAAGAGCCUACAAGCGAAGGACGCCGAGCACUCUUCCCAGGAUCAUGGACCUGAUGAGCCGAGCAGAUCGAUCCGUGUGGAGUUGCGAUUCAAGGGAGCACUACACUUAUACGGAGGUCACCCGACUGCUGCAGGGUUACAUAGCGAACGAGGUGGACUUGAGCCCAUAUGGAACCUGCUGGAGUGACUGCGCCCACUACAAAUCCAUCAAGUCUGAAGGCGGCUUUGACGAUAACCUAAACUUCGAGCAGCCAAAAUGCUCUGGUCGAGUGUACGACUGUAGAUCUGUCGAGUCCAACAUGAAGGUUUGUUCGGCGGAGUACUUCUCCAACAGGCGUUACCAGUUCAUCCAGUACGAAAGUGGAAAAGUGCACGGCAAAGGAGGCAGUUGCAGCACGAGGUUUCACAAUGCAAACAGCUGGAAUCGAUGGGUUUUCUGGAAAUGCAGCUACUGCCUUUGCUUGUGCGAUGAGAAAGAUCAGGGAACUCAGUCGGAUCGCUAUUUCAACCUGAGACCUGUCAUCGCUGAUGUGGAGAGAAACAGGGUCGUGACGGGCGUUCGAUUUGAGAAGCUCAAUCGCGUUUUCCACCUCCUGAUUCAGGAGGGCGAACUCCAGCCAUUUGGAGUCAUCAAUGAGACCACCCUGCAGUGGAAACCCGUGGAUGGGUACAGCAUAACCGACAAGGAUGUGCAAGAGGGCGUCGACUUUCACAUGCUGACCUACGAGAAGCGAUCCGUAGAUCUAGAUGAACUAAAAUCAGAAAACAACUCCAUGGUUACUGGACUGCGGUUCAAGGUGAGAGGAACCCAUCUUCAUCUCGAGGCUCAAUUCAGCAGAGUUGACUUUCAGAGCGGUUUGCUCAUCGCGCCGAAAACAACAAGCUACUGGGUGUCUGGGAGCAACGAUCAACCCAGGCAUAAACUGUCCCCCAAAGACGCCGAAUUGUCCACACGAUCCCCCGUUCCAUCGAAACCUUUGCCAAGUGAAAACCACUUUAUCGAAUUCACCAAUUCGGGUUUUGAGCAGGAUGUUGGCCAAUCCACGGUGCCAUUCAUCGACAUUCAGGACGUCUUUUCGUUUCCGGCGGUACCUCUAUCCGGUAUUGGCUUAUAUUAUAAGGGACAAGAUGGCUUUGGUGGCUUCCUGGCCCCCAAGUUAAUCACCUAUGACUUCACGCCCCAUGUCCAGCUGCCCUCUUGGGAAUCUAUGCAGACGUAAUUGCAUUUAAAAGAUGUUUUGUUAUUCCUUAUUCCAAUGCAACAGUCAAAUAUGUUGCAAUAGACAUAGCAUUUCCAGCAUUUCUUUGCAAACUAAAGUUUUGUAUACCCUUGCAGCUAUAAUUAUUUUAAAAAUGUUUCUAAUAUAAUAAUAUAUUAUUAAAUC